Ziziphus jujuba (common jujube) is the source of this 1042-nucleotide messenger RNA. Its product is annotated as ethylene-response factor C3. Gene Ontology annotation, molecular function: DNA-binding transcription factor activity; DNA binding. NCBI's taxonomy places the organism in Eukaryota, Viridiplantae, Streptophyta, Magnoliopsida, Rosales, Rhamnaceae. The record is from RefSeq and is a predicted model, not a curated record. The transcript has a single exon. The coding region runs from base 175 to 912 and encodes 245 amino acids. Gene Ontology annotation, biological process: regulation of DNA-templated transcription; ethylene-activated signaling pathway.
CCCUUUUCUUUGUGCCUAUAUAAAGGUUUCCAACUUUCAUAUUCUUUCCUCAUAUAUCACCACAUUAAAAACACACCCUCAACCUGUAUCACUACCAACAACUCUUGUUAAUAUCCAAAAAAAAGUUUCAAAUUACCCCCCCAGAAAAAAAAAAAAAAAGAGAUUCGUCACUAAAUGGAUUAUUCCUCAUCGUUUUGUAGCCAAUACUCAAACUCCGAAUUCUCUCCUCAACCAUAUUCUUCUUCCUUCAACUCAUUCUUAUCCGAUCUUUCAUGGGCCGAAGAGUACUCCUUCAAUUUCAACAACCAACCAGUUCCCCUCCCUUUCAAUGAAAACGACUCCGAAGAAAUGCUUCUCUACGGGGUCCUCGCCGGAGGAGACUCAUCGGAAUCCAUAUCCAACGCUCAUUCCAAAGACGUGGAGGAGGUGAAUUCUAAAGCCAGAGCCGUCGAAGAAGAAGAAGAAGAACAAAGAACAGCAGAAGAAGUGUCUUACAGAGGGGUUCGGAGGCGUCCAUGGGGAAAGUACGCGGCGGAGAUAAGGGACUCGACGAGGAAUGGAGUCAGAGUUUGGCUGGGAACUUUCGAUACGGCGGAAGCGGCGGCCUUGGCUUAUGACCAAGCCGCAUUCGCAAUGCGGGGCUCGCUUGCGGUGCUCAACUUUCCUGUGGAGAGGGUUUACCAGUCGCUUAAGGAGAUGAAGUAUGGUUACGAAGAAGGAAGCUCACCGGUUUUGGCUCUGAAACGAAGGCACUCCAUGACGAAGAAGCAUAAGAAAUCCUUGGCAACAAUGUCUAAGAACAAGAAGAAGAAGGAGAUGAUGGAAAAUGUGGUGGUGUUGGAGGACUUGGGUGCUGAUUACUUAGAGGAGCUCCUCAAAAUAUCCGAAUCCACCAGUCCUAAUUAUUGGUAAAAUUUUCAAGAGAUCAUCAUAGUCUUCUCGGGUUAAUUUAGGACAACUCACUUUUACCUUUUUUUUUUUUUUUGUGUGUGUGUGUGUGUGUGUGUGUAAAAUUGUGAAGAAAUGGAUAAAUAAACAAUGG